Molecule: messenger RNA, 1121 nt
Organism: Drosophila teissieri
Lineage: Eukaryota; Metazoa; Arthropoda; Insecta; Diptera; Drosophilidae
Exons: 4
Coding region: 260-919 (219 amino acids)
Source: RefSeq, a predicted model, not a curated record
GAGACGGUUGCCUCCGAGCGGUCGGCGUUCUACACUCGAUCACUCGACACUCGAACACUCGAAAACUUCACUUCGAUUCCGCAACUGAAUUGGCCAGAAACAAAGUCACAAAUAAAAGCAAAAGUGCGCAGAGAAAAGAAGCUUCGCGAUUAGGCGGAAAUUAGUCGAGCAAAUAGUUAGUUAUUUCAGUCGCGAGUGGAAAGUGGCUGGAAUACCUCGCAUCGGCAGAGUGUCAAUUGAAUUGAAUUGAGUGGCCAAGAUGAUUGAGCGGCGCAGUCAGCUGGAUAAGAUACUCAUCACCGCCAUGGACCGCUUCGUCUGGUUUGUCCUGCUCGUGGUCAUGUCCCACCUGGUCACCGAGUUCACCCGCGUCUCCGGAUAUGCGCGUGGCCAGCGCCACGAGCUGGUGCUGCUGAACGAUACGCUGCUGCAGCCCAUGCCCGUCCAGAACAUGGUGCUCUACCCCAGCCAGGAGUACGGCCAGUACCAGCAGCGACCCUCCUCCGCCGCCUCCUCCAUGGGAGCCAUGAGCAGCCUGCAGCAGAACGCCGCCUUCCUGCUGAGCAGCUUGGCGGCGGGCGUGAGUCCGGGAAAUGGAGCAGCUGCAGCAGGAGCAGCGGUGCCCGGCAGCAAUGCGGCCAUUUUGUCCCUCGGCGACAGUCAACCGGCUCACACGGCCGAGAGCACAUAUCCCAUGUUCAGCCUGCGCCCCCUGAUCGACAGCAUUUUCGAGAUUCCGAUUUCGACGCUGCGGGCUGUCAACAAUCUGGUGGGUCGCCUGACCGGCGGAUAUCGCCAGGCGCCAACGGAAGUGGCGCAGAAAUCCGUGGCAGCUGGAACGGCGCUGCCAUCGGGCAGACCAAACCCCACGCUGAGUGCCCAUCCCAGUGGGCCACAGAUGCGCGAGGAGCUGGCGUAAUCUUGGGCGCCACUUUAGCCAGUAGUUGUGCGUGAAUGUUGUAGUUUCUGUCAGUGUAUGUUUCGUGUGUAUUGUGACCCUUGUGAUAUAUGUAUGUGACUUUGCUGUAAGCCUAGACUAAGGAUAUUUAUGUCCAGCCCACAAGAAAAUCCCAAAACAAAAGUAUAAGAAUAUAGAAUAAAUGUUAUUUCUAAACGUAAAA